Zingiber officinale is the source of this 1207-nucleotide messenger RNA. Its product is annotated as E3 ubiquitin-protein ligase AIRP2-like. The record is from RefSeq and is a predicted model, not a curated record. Gene Ontology annotation, biological process: protein ubiquitination. The transcript is spliced from 6 exons. Gene Ontology annotation, molecular function: ubiquitin protein ligase activity. The coding region runs from base 165 to 911 and encodes 248 amino acids. Lineage: Eukaryota; Viridiplantae; Streptophyta; Magnoliopsida; Zingiberales; Zingiberaceae.
AGAGGCAACCAACCGAUAAAAAGCGGCUGCUUUUUUAGGCAGUUUUGUCUUCUAGGGUUUUCCAAAGGCCGAAGGGUGGAGGAGAUGGAUUUGGAGAAGAGAAUUUGAGGGAGUAUGGAUUGCUAGGUGUCUAGAUUCACCGUGGAUGAUAGGAGGAAACGAAGAUGAUGCCAAGUGGUUCCAUGCGUAAAUCGUUCAAGGACUCACUGAAGCUACUUGAAGCUGACAUCCAGCACGCGAACACCUUAGCUUCAGAUUUUCCAACUGAGUAUGAUGGUGCAUGCCUACAAAUGCGAAUGUCAUAUAGUUCAGCUGCACACUUGUUCCUUUUUCUUGUGCAGUGGACAGAUUGCAGCCUUGCUGGUGCACUUGGGCUCCUAAGGAUAAUGAUAUAUAAAGUUCAUUCUGACGGAUCGACAAGCAUGUCAAAUCAUGAAAGAAAAGCUAGCCUCAAAGAAUUCUACACUAUAAUUUUCCCUUCCCUCCUCCAACUUCAAAAAGGUCUCACUGAAAUGGAAUUCAAGAGGCAAAAGGCAGAAUUCAUGGAAAGAUAUAAACGAAAAGAGGAGGAUGGGAGAAAGAAUUUGUCAGAAAUAGAUCUUGAAAGAGAAGAAGAAUGUGGGAUUUGCUUGGAGAUGAACAGCAAAUUAGUUUUGCCCAAUUGCAGCCAUUCCAUGUGCUUGAAGUGCUACAGAGACUGGAACACAAGAUCAAAAUCAUGCCCAUUUUGCCGUGAUAGCCUCAAGGAAGUAAACUCUGGAGAUUUGUGGGUGUUGAUUGAUAACAGAGAUAUAAUUGAUAUUGCAGUGGUGAAGCAAGAAGACAUUAGACGCUUAAUUAUGUAUAUAAAAAAAUUACCGGAAGUUGUUCCCGAUUCCACCCUCAAGAGCUACGAUUCACAUAUCCGGUAGAUGUCUAUUUAUGCAUUAAAGGUUUACUCGAAUUUGCGUUUCAGAGCUGCUCCUACUUUUUGACCUGCUACUUCAGAAACUAUAUAUAAGGACGGAGGUUUCAAGAUCUCAUCUUCAGCACUAUGUAAAUGAGACUGUAAAUGGUUGUAUAGUUGGUAUCAGUCUUAGCUGGUUUAUGAGUCAUGGUUAAGUGCUGCCACGGUUGGUUUCAUCUAGUGCGACUUGCAUAAGGCCACGUUUAUAUAUUGAGAAAAAUAAUUUGUUAAUAAUCACUAAUCAUAUUUGUUAUUUUGUUA